UUCUUCAUCACUAACAACACCACACGCAGUUCAUUCACACACUUGAAAGCCCUAAUUGGAAGGUUCUCGAAGCAAUGGCGGAAGGCAGAGGAUCUUCAUUAGUUCAUCUACUUGUAAUAAUACUCAGCUUAAUCGCUUUCGGUUUCUCCAUUGCCGCCGAACGUCGUCGUAGCACUGUAAUUCACUCUCCUGGUUCUCUCUGGCGAGUUGCCACUGGAUAUGGAGUAGGUGCAUUGCUUAUGGGAGUGACAAAAUGCAUGUGCUUCGGAAGACCUUUAUCUCCUGGUUCAAAUCGUGCAUGGGCCAUCAUAUACUUCAUAUCGUCAUGGCUGACAUUCCUGGUUGCAGAAGCAUGUGUUGUUGCUGGAGCAAAGAAAAAUGCUUACCACACCAAGUAUCGGGAUAUGCUCUUAGCAGAAAACUUUUCUUGCGAGACACUAAGGAAAGGUGUCUUUAUUGCCGGAGCGGUCUUUAUCGUUGCAACCAUGAUCCUGAAUGUUUAUUUCUACAUGUACUUCACGAAGGCUACUACUCAGCCAGCUCAUAAGACAAAACGUACUAGCUCGAAUGUUGGGAUGGCUGGUUAUGCAUAAAUUUUACAGAAGAAACUUUAGCUAGGCUCUAUAUUACCUACAUCAUUGGCACUAUGGUUUGUAUAAUGUAUUACUCCAUAUAGUUCGUCUAUGAUAUGAAAUCUGCUUACUGUUGGUUCU
This is a messenger RNA of Lycium ferocissimum, 713 nucleotides long. RefSeq lists its product as uncharacterized. The transcript has 3 exons. Bases 75 to 593 code for a protein of 172 amino acids. The record is from RefSeq and is a predicted model, not a curated record. Lineage: Eukaryota; Viridiplantae; Streptophyta; Magnoliopsida; Solanales; Solanaceae.